This is a messenger RNA of Copidosoma floridanum, 4697 nucleotides long. RefSeq names its product adaptor protein complex 1, gamma subunit (gene AP-1gamma). The record is from RefSeq and is a predicted model, not a curated record. Gene Ontology annotation, biological process: intracellular protein transport; vesicle-mediated transport. Lineage: Eukaryota; Metazoa; Arthropoda; Insecta; Hymenoptera; Encyrtidae. Gene Ontology annotation, cellular component: AP-1 adaptor complex; membrane coat; Golgi apparatus.
CGUCGUGUGCUUUUGCUUCGGUAACGCGACUCCGAAAAGUCAAAGUCUCUUCUCCAGCGAGAGGACCAUUCUCACGUCCUUUUUAUAGCUUAUAAGGAGACGUUCAAAUACAAACGAUUGAGCAGGUGUGAUUUUUUGUACAGCUCUCUCAGUAGGCCUUACAAGGAAGAAAAAAGAGCAUCCGUAUACGCGUGCAGGAACUACUUUGAAGUGGCCUUUCAAUUAAACUGUUUCUUCUCUACAUUUUUGUGUCACAGGACUUGUUACACAGAUGGGUUUGAAGGACAAGACAGUCUGCCAGAGUUGUGUGCUGUUACUAACUACAAGUCAUAAUUAAUUUGUCUUUGCAACAGUGGCUGGAGAACAGCUGACCAAAAAGCUGAAGCACAAUGAACGGCUCAGAACAUGGGUUUAACCCAGCCUUUAACAUGGCCUCCAUUAAACAAGCCAUCAAUGAGGCAGUGGAAAGAGUUUCAACAGUGAGAAUGCCGGCUCCUACGCGACUCCGGGAUCUCAUCAGACAAAUCAGAGCAGCACGAACUGUUAACGAGGAGAGAACAGUGGUCAACAAAGAGUGUGCGUAUAUCAGAUCCACAUUCAGAGAAGAGGACAGUGUUUGGAGAUGUCGCAAUAUUGCCAAGCUUUUAUACAUCCAUAUGUUAGGAUAUCCAGCACAUUUUGGACAGUUGGAAUGUUUAAAAUUAAUUGCAUCUUCAAGGUUCACUGACAAGAGAAUCGGUUACUUAGGAGCAAUGCUGCUUCUUGAUGAAAGACAAGAUGUCCAUUUAUUGAUCACGAAUUGUUUGAAAAAUGACUUAAACAGUUCAACACAAUUCGUGAUUGGUUUAGCAUUAUGUACUCUUGGUGCGAUAGCUUCGCCGGAAAUGGCCCGAGAUCUCGCUGCGGAAGUUGAAAGAUUAAUGAAGUCGCCAAACGCGUACAUAAGAAAAAAAGCAGCUCUCUGUGCAUUUCGAAUAAUCAGACGAGUGCCGGAGCUGAUGGAAAUGUUCUUACCAGCCACAAGAAGUUUGCUUACUGAAAAGAAUCACGGGGUGCUUAUCACUGGUGUCACAUUAAUCACGGAAAUGUGCGAAAACAGCCCGGACACGUUGAAUCAUUUUAAAAAGGAAUGCGGCCAUCGAGAGAUUGUACCAAAUCUUGUCAGGAUCCUAAAAAACUUGAUACUGGCUGGCUACUCUCCAGAGCACGAUGUGUCAGGUGUGUCGGAUCCAUUCUUGCAGGUGAAAAUCUUACGUCUCCUCAGAAUCCUGGGACGAAACGAUGUCGACGCAUCCGAGGCGAUGAACGACAUACUCGCUCAGGUCGCUACAAAUACCGAAACCAGCAAAAAUGUAGGCAAUACUAUUUUAUACGAGACGGUUCUCUCGAUCAUGGACAUCAAAUCUGAAAGUGGUUUGCGUGUGUUAGCUGUUAACAUUCUGGGUAGAUUUUUGCUUAACAACGACAAGAAUAUUCGUUACGUCGCUUUGAACACGCUGUUAAAGACGGUCUACGUCGAUACUAGUGCAGUACAAAGGCAUAGAUCAACAAUUUUGGAAUGUUUAAAAGAUCCCGAUGUUUCCAUCAGACGUCGUGCAAUGGAACUCAGUUUUGCUCUUGUUAAUUCUAACAACAUAAGAAACAUGAUGAAGGAGUUGCUGUUAUUUUUAGAGCGUGCGGAUCCCGAAUUCAAGGCACAGUGCAGCAGUAACAUCGUCAUGUCUGCCGAGAGAUUUUCGCCCAAUAAACGCUGGCAUCUCGAAACUCUGUUUAAAGUUUUAGUAGCAUCUGGAAAUUACGUGAGAGAUGAUGUCGUUGCUUGUACAAUACAACUUAUUUCUGAGACGCAACCUCAACAAGUUUAUGCCGUCAGCGCAUUAUGGCGAGCACUUGAAAAAGAUACGUCCGAUAAGCAACCGUUAACUCAGGUUGCUACUUGGUGCAUUGGAGAAUAUGGAGACUUACUUUUGUACGGACCACAUCCAGAAGAUGCUGAUGCCCCUGUCAAUUUGAGUGAAGAUGAUGUUAUUGAUGUGUACCAAAGAUUGUUAUGGAGUCCUCAGAACACGGUAGUAACAAAGCAAUACACUUUGUUAUCUCUCACGAAAUUAAGUUCGCGAUUUCAACGAGGCAAUGAUACGCCACCUCCAUUUUACAGGAAAAUUCGUCACAUCAUCGACACUUUCGGUAGCAACCUUAAUAUCGAAUUGCAGCAAAGAGGAAUUGAGUUUUCACAAUUGUUCAAAAAGUAUGAUCACUUACGACCUGCGUUACUAGAAAGAAUGCCUCCCAUGGAAACUGCAAGGCCCCAAGCCAAUGGAAUAAUUGGUAUGGUAAAUGGUGAUCCAGAAGUGGAAGAAGAGAAACCUGUUACUAUUGAAGCUGCUAAUACUGCUCCUCCAUCUGAUUCAAGUGCUCUUUUGGAUUUGCUUGGUGGAAGUGAGUUGAGCUCACCCGUCUCGAGCGCACCACCUGGAAAUGUUCCCGUUGCCAUAACGCCUGUUACAAAUAAUAACGACUUGCUGGAUUUACUUGGAGGUUUGGAUCUUUCGUCGUCCGCACCAGCACCAACGAUAUCCCAACAACAGCCUCCACAGCAGAUUUUUAGUCCAACGAGUAUCAGCAAUUAUCUUGUUGAUGGCUUGCUGAAUUCUUCCUCACCGAUUCAAAACGAAGCCUCGAGUAUGGUUGUUUUUGAUAAGCAGGGAUUGAAAAUUACUUUUAAAUUAGAAAGGUCAAUGGAGAAUCCAGAUUUGUUGGUAAUUAACAUGCUGGCUCUUAAUUCGGGAUCAUCACAAAUUACCGAGUUCUUAUUCCAAGCUGCCGUUCCAAAGACAUUCCAAUUGCAAAUGUUGCCUCCAUCGGGCACUUUACUCUCACCUUCAGGACACGUAACACAAGUUCUGAAAGUGGCGAAUAUAAAUAAGGGAGCAUUGAGAAUGCGACUUCGUAUAUCUUAUACAGGAGUUUCAGGACCAGUUCUUGAACAAACUGAAGUGAACAAUUUUCCCACGCUAACAGUGCAGUGACAGCAAGUGAUACAAAAACCAAUUGUAAAUAUGCCUGCCUAAAAAAUUUUAAUACGUCUUUUAUGGAGACUGAAAAAAAUCAAUCUCAUUUUUAAAUAUCGCGUGUGUCGAAUUGUCAUCCUCUCUAUCACCGAGAUGUAUAAAACAAAUGCCACAGAGACGCACAUACGUGCACACGACGAUUUGAGUGUAUAUUCAAGAAUAAUGAGCGAAAGAAAAGUUUUCUGAUUCUCUGCAGUCUUUUCGCAUCAAUCAGGUUCUAUAGAAUCAGAUUUAUUUAUAAAAAUACAUUAAUGUGUACGUAAAAGGGCCAAUAACAUCACAGUCGUUUUUUUUUCUUUGUACUUAUUGAGGAAAUUGUGGAAAAUAUGAAGAAGAAAAAAACAAGACUAAAGUGUGUAAAUAUUAGCUAGAAAGGCGUUCGUGCGAAGACGAUCGCAAAAACUUUCAUAAAUAUUUUGGGGAUUGAGCAAAAAUUUGCGACCACGGGAAUUUUUUCAUUAACAAUCAAUACAAAUUUAUAUAAAAUAAUUAUUGAGAUGCUCGAUGAAAAUAAACUAAAUCAAUGAUAUUAUUUGAUCUCCCUUUUCUCCCCCAUUUAAAAAAAAAUUAUUGUUAUGUUUAUCGAAAACUAUAUACUGUUUAUUGUAUGGUAAAGAGCACGUAAAGAUGGGAUUCACAAUAACGCAGAAAAGUUUGUAAAUGUUCAGAGUAACGAAUACAGCGUUUAUAUAUUUUUAAGCUAUUAAUUUAACAAUGCUGAAAAGCUGUUUUUCGCUUGGAAUCAUUUGCUUAUGUACGUAAAACGUGUACGCCGGUCCGAUAGCGGCUGUUGUAUUUCAGUGUAUACGUUUGUGACAUACUGAGAUUGCGAGAAAGUAGUAUGAAACUGUAUUGUUAUCGUGUGAGUGAACUGAUUUGGUCUGCGAUGAAAAUUAUUUUUAAUUUAACAAAUCACACAUGGUGCUGAUACUUUUUCGUUGAAAUUCAUUUGAACUUUAUGUUGGUACACCAAACGUUAUCAUUUUAAUCAAUGUUAAUUCGUGACCUAAAAUUAUACAACGUGUAUUAUUAAAUUCUAACCCAUUUCCGGAAAAUUUAUGGAUAAAAAUAAAUUUUGUUUGUCAAAACGUUUGUAAACUGCACACACUGUGAUAAAAUAUCAGUGUUACAGUGACUAUAUUUUUUAAGACACCGCUAAACGUAUUUUAAUUCUACCCUCCACUUUUUAAAUCAGUUUAGUGUAUUGCAUCAAUCGUAACUUUUAUAAUUUAAUGGGAUUUUUCUGUACUUAAAUAGUUCACGAGAUUCGUCUACUCAUCUGUUUAUUUAACGUAGAUGUUAAAAUAAUUAAAAAGUAUUACACGAGAGUUUGUUGGAUAUUUUGGUUGUAAUGCUCUUAAAGCCAAAAGUAUCGUGCAUAUUAGCUCCGUCCCUUGUGAAUUGGAUGUGCGAUAAAACACGAAUGUGCGUAAAGUUGUGCAAAAAGGUGAAAACUUUCUGAGUGGCCUUGACCUUGAUUCUGUAACUUUUAAAGCAGCUUCUCAGUGUACCAAAAAAAACUCCGCCUAUUGUUCUUUACACUAAUUAAUUUUAUAAAUAUAUAAAUCGAUGAUGAAAAUGAUUAAUUACACAGAUGCUGUACAUAAUUUUUAGCGAAUCAACGUG